Molecule: messenger RNA, 209 nt
Organism: Candidula unifasciata
Lineage: Eukaryota; Metazoa; Mollusca; Gastropoda; Stylommatophora; Geomitridae
Source: the annotation of a GenBank genome assembly
AUGUUCCAGAUGUUCCAGUAGCCAUUUAUAUAGCCAGAUUUUCAUCUGUAGCACCUCUCCUUUCCAUCAGUGACACUAGAAGUAACAAGAAAUAUCCGAAUGACUCCAGCAUCAUUAACUCCGAUGUGCUCUCAGUGGAAUUCUUGAACAUUUCCAAAAUUAUUUUCCAGCUUUUAAGUCAGCCAGUGGUUUUAACUUUCUCUCUUCAG